Molecule: messenger RNA, 2804 nt
Organism: Culicoides brevitarsis
Lineage: Eukaryota; Metazoa; Arthropoda; Insecta; Diptera; Ceratopogonidae
Product: meckelin
Exons: 7
Coding region: 1-2778 (925 amino acids)
Biological process (GO): cilium assembly
Cellular component (GO): MKS complex; ciliary transition zone
Source: RefSeq, a predicted model, not a curated record
AUGACGCUAUAUUGUGCAUCAAGUCUUUCGUGCAUUUGCGACGCCAAAUCCGUCACUCAAUACACGUUCGACAACAUUUUCCAGCGUCCCAUCUGCGAGAAGGUUUGCGACAAGACUACCGAUUGUCCGAAAAAUGACACGGCAAUCAUUAAUAAUGCAGCGCGACGAAGAAGCAACAAAUCAAAAUGCCAUUUGAAACAAAUGAACUACACAAUUUAUUCAUCGCAUCGUAUCAAUGUUCAAAUCUACGAAAGUUCAAACGAUGAUGGCACUAAUGGCGAUUGCACAUGCAACGUGACGUCACACGCGACGUAUCUCAACGAAUUUUGUGUCCCGCUGAAAUUGUUGUCGGAAUAUCAGCAAUAUCAGGGUUUCAAGACGAGUCCGUUGUACAGCCAGAUGAAGUUUCUCAUGCUCUUUUGUCAUUUGGUGAAGAAUCAGACGGCAUGUCAGCAGUUGGCGAAUCUUUGUAUCUUGUCGCACUACAGCAUGAACCGAAAUUCGCCGUGUCAUCAGUUUUACAUGACACAAACGUCGGAAAUUGCUGGGAGUAAUUACAACGAACGCAUGAGACCGUUCUUGUUUUAUCGCAAGGGAAAGUACGUCACUGAGCUGUUCGAUAGAGCACUGGACUUUCAGUAUAAUAUGGAGGACGAUAUGCCAAAUAACACCGUGCAAUUCCUAAUGGUCAGUUACAACAUUCACGGGCAACUCUUGAACAUUCGUCCUUUGAGCUUGAUGAGUGACUUGAACAUGUGCGCUAAAUUUUCCGGCGGGACAGCAAAUCGCAUUCGUUUUGCGCGCAAUUGGCAAAGUACAUGCAAACUCAAUCUCGAUAGUUGGAUUCGGCAUGAAAUGCGGCAGGGCAUGACUUUCAUGAGUUUGUAUCUGAGUUAUUGGGAAAAUAAUCAUCGGAUGGUAAAAACAGUUCCUGUGCUGAUUCGCGACAUGUUUGGCACCCAAAAUGACGAAGAAAAUGCCGAAGAAUGGAUUUUGGUGAAGAGAUUUUCCCUGAUUGAUAUUUUGAGUGGCGCGAGUCUUCAUUUCAAGCCGGAAUUGUAUCAGGAACCGAAAUUCGAGCAACAAUUCAAUUACGUUCGUUACGCCAAAAGCAUCGAAUUGCGGUUCAAAGUGCAUGAUCACGAGAAAAAACCGAAUAGAGUCUCCGUGCCGUUACUGAUCGUCGAUUAUGGAGUCUUGAAUCACACAGACGCGAAAGACGUGGAAAAUAUCGACUUUGAGUUCAAAAUUGCGUUCAACAAACACUACAGUUUCGAUUAUUUGCUGGAAAUUUUGCUUCCGAUCUUCAUAUUGCUGGCAUUCGUAAUGGCAAUCUUCCAAACGGUUUGCUACAAAAUACGGCAAAACAAGAUUUUUUACGACAUGGAAAUAUUUUCCAACUUUUUAAUUUUUUUGUGUUCGACGAUAGCGAAUGCACUGUUUUUGGUAGUGAUUAUUAUUAGCAUUUACGUGUUGUGCACCUACAAGUCGCAGAAAAAAGUAAAAAUAUUGCUUCCGAUUGCCGAGCAGGAGGCUUUGGAGGUGUUCGUUUAUGCAGCGGUGGCAUUUAAGUUUGUGAAGAUAUUGCGUCAUUUUUGGUUGCAAGUGAAUGUCGAUAUAUUUUUCAUCGAUUGGGAGAGACCAAAAGUGUUUGAAAGUACUUCCAGGAAUUAUUUUGAUACGCCAUCGAUUGCAUCGGGAAUCACGACCAAACACACCACAGUCGAAAGUGUCUCGGCAUGGCGAAUGUAUUUCAUCGCUAACGAAUGGCAAGAAUUGAUGACUAAACGAAAAAUCUCAUUUCUCGCACAUUUCAUCCUUCUUUGUUUCGCCUUUUUCGUCUUUGGAUUCCAAAAUUGGUCAUCAACUGAUUUUCUUCUUUCCACGGGCGGAGGUCCUUUUCACGCAGAUCAUCCAACUCUCAAUUCUCACACUUCAACGGACAAAAUUCUGAAGCUCGCUGUCGGAAUCAUCAUCUACUCGACCAUUUAUUUCGCCCAAAUCAUCUACAAUUUCAUCUUCCACGAACGUUACAUCGACAAUCCGAUCCAGAAUUUCGUCGAUGUUUGUUCAAUUUCGAAUAUUUCCGUGCUGAUCCUCAGUAUGACGUCGUAUGGCUUUUAUAUUCACGGCAGAUCGCCGCAUGGAUUCUCCGAUACUGACAUGUGCUCGAUGAUAAUGCAGUUUCGGCGCGAAGAGGAGAACAUGUGCGGGCAUCGCGGAUUACUUCCAGGCUCGGAACAACAAACUUACACGAUUUUAGCGCCGAGGAACUUGAGAUUGAUGUACGAAAGGUUGAUAAAUCAAGCGAAGAAGACGAGCAACAUUAGCGCGAUCAGUCAUGGACCGGAUGGAUUUUUGAAUGGAGCUUUGGAAUACACGUCGGAUAAGAUUUUAGCUUCGUAUUUCAACAUUAAUCGAUUUUUUUCGGCAUUUAUCGAUCAUGCACUAAAAGACCUCGAUUAUGUCAUUCAAGAGAAAUCCAUUAUCGAACAACUGAUGGAUUGUGAGCUCCAAACGUACAUCAACGAGAGCAAAGGCAUCUUUUACAUCGACAAUGGACAUUCUUUCGACAAAGUUUUGUUCUACGGGAAUGAAUUUUUGUUGGCAACUUUUGAAUUGAUGCUUUUCUGUCUCGUUCUGAUCCUCACAGAUGACUUUCUCUUCAGCAUUUUAAUUAUUGGAAUAACGUUCAAGUUAUUCUCAGCCGUUGUAGAGAAAUUUUCCAAGACAAAUUUGGCGAAAAAGACCCUCAUUGAUAAACGAUUCCUCAUAUAGUGUUAAAAAUUCUCGUAAUUUAGCGU